AUGGAAGACUCGUCUAAAACCGAUGGUGAUCUUGUAGACCUUGUUUCCAGUGUCAACGAAAGACUCACAGCACUCGAAGAAAAGGUCACGAAGCUGAGCGUCACACAAGAACAAGGUACGAACGAACACUCAUGUCAUGAAGAUACAUGUACCGAAAACUGUCGGAAACACCUAUUAAAACCCUCCAUGUUCCGUUAACCUUGCUUUUCCAGAUGUUUCCUCACAAAUUGAAGUGUAAUUUUUGCUGCGUAAACAAUUCGCCGAUUGCCUCCAGUGCCACAGUUACAUCGGCGGUAGGCCGGGAAAGUUGACUUGAGUUCAACUUUGCCGGUAUUUCGGCGGCAAGUAGAGGCAUAAUGAUACAGUCGCAGGCAUAUGUGAACCAGGCUUAACCAGUCAAAAACGAAGCACUCUUCUCUGCAACCGGGGUGAAAUUUUGACUGAACAAUUAACUACAUUACAGGGGUCGGUUGUUCAAAGUUAGGUUAGCGCUAACCUCGGUUAAAAUUGUCACCGAGACAACAAAAAGUCUAAAUGCAUUAAAACAUUGUGCCAUCCGUCUAUCUUUAAUCCGACAAUUUUUUUCUUUCUUUCCGACAAGGCAAAACAAGGUUGGAAGAAAUUCAAGAAUUCUCCGAGAACAUCGUCACACUCCAGGAAAGAAAACUCGCGGAAAUAGAGGAAAACAUGAAGGAACAAAAGAAACUCAUUGGCGAGAUGCGCGUUCAUUUACAAAACCUCCAAAAUUCUCGAGUGAACCACAAGGACGUUCUCGUAAGGCACGAAAACCAGACGAAAAAACUGAUUGAACUUGUAAACGCUGUUAGCGAAAAACAGAACGAAUAUGAAACGGAAAGAAGCCGUAUGGAAAACACAAGAGCGCGACGCUUUAGCACGUUUGAAGCAAAAGGAAGCCGAACCCGUAACGAGAAUUUAUACGAUUUUGGGGAUGGCACAUCUGCACGAGGCAGUGUCAGCGGUGGGCAUCGCCAUCAUCAUCGAAGAACGCAUUCAAGUCCUGUGGACAAGGAACGACGUAAAUUUAGUGCAGGUCUUAGACGACAAUCUGAUUUCUGA
Molecule: messenger RNA, 1077 nt
Organism: Paramuricea clavata
Lineage: Eukaryota; Metazoa; Cnidaria; Anthozoa; Malacalcyonacea; Plexauridae
Source: the annotation of a GenBank genome assembly